This is a messenger RNA of Coregonus sp. 'balchen', 37977 nucleotides long. Lineage: Eukaryota; Metazoa; Chordata; Actinopteri; Salmoniformes; Salmonidae. The record is from the annotation of a GenBank genome assembly.
UGGACAUCUCCACUGUUGAGGAAGGGCUUCAGAAAGAAGUUGGAUUUGACAGAUGUUUAUAAAGCACCCUCUUUUGAUCUGGCAGACACUCUUUCUGAACGACUAGAAAGGUUUGUAUCAGCCAAAGUGCCUCCCUUUAUGAACAUUUAAGGCACGUUGAACUCAUGUAUUAAAUUUAUAUAACAUUUACAUUUUAGUCAUUUAGCAGACGCUCUUAUCCAGAGCGACUUACAUGAGCAAUUAGGGUUAAAUGCCUUGCUCAAGGGCACAUCGACAGAUUUUUCACCUAGUCGGCUCGGGAUUAGAACCAGUGACCUUUCGGUUACUGGCACCACACUCUAAACCACCUGCCACCCAUUUUAUAACUAUUAUUCUUCAUCCAAAGUUAUUUUUCAAAAACGAAACAAACACAACCAUGCACCAUGCUGGCCUUGCUGCAGGGGCCACUAUGGGGUGAGGGUAGGGGCAGUGUCACUGUAAAGGGUGCCAGCAGCCCUCUAAAUGGGUGUAAAAGUCGACCUUUGAAAGGGCCAGAUGCCCUUUACAGUGGUAGCUGCAUGGGAAUUUACCUUGAAUUAACAGGUUGGUAUGGUCCCUCAAUCUAUUAUGCGCACCCACGUAUUCUCUUACUCCCUCUCUCUGUCCAUGUCUCUCUCUCAUAUCACCUGUUUUCCUCCUCUCUCUGAUUUAUUCCCUCCCUCCGCUCUCUUUUUCUCACAAAUUCUCAAAUUUAUUUUUCUCCCUCGUUCGUCAAGGUCUCUGCACUCCAUUUAAUAAGUCAGACAAAUUGCCCAGGUUAUACACCAGUGCCCUGAACAAUGUGCCCCUACUUUACUUUUACUGUUAGCCAAUGUGUGUGUUUUUUUAAUAGCUUCUAACUCCUCUGGUCUGUUUUCCUGGUGUAGAGAAUGGGACCGAGAAGUGGCAUCAGCCAAGAAGAAGCCUCGGCUCCUGCGGGCGCUCUCCCGUUGUUUCCUCUGGCCUUUUGUGUUCUACGGAAUCCUGCUGUACUUUGGGGUGAGUCCAUCUCUCCACAGAAAGCACAGGUGGCCAACAGUUGCAAUUUCUUUUUUAAAUAUAUGUUUUUCUCUAGUCUAACUAACCCACAUGAGUCAAACUCUAUAUAAAACCGAAUAACAAUCUAUUUGAUCAGGUGUAUUGGAGCUUGGCUAGAGCAAAAGCCUGCACACAUUGUGGGCUCUCCACAACCGGAGUUGGCCACGAUUGUUACAAAGGCCUGCAUACUUUAUUACUACAAUACCAGAUGAUGAACCACCUUGUAUUUAUAUGUGGGUCUUAUGAUAGUGUUAUUUUGCCCUUUUUAACUGCAUCUGUCUCUCAUACAGUAUCUCUCAUAUGAAAACAUGUCAUAUAUUGUGACAGCAGAGGUGUGCUGCCGUUGAUAGGGUUGUGUGUGUGGUCAAUUCCAUUUCAAUUCAGGAAGGGAAUGGAAAUUCCAAUUCAAGAAUGAAAAAAAGCGACCAUUGUCAAUGGGGAGUUUCAGUUUCUCAUUCAACACAUGAACUGAGUUCAAAUUCACUUCCUGAAUUGAUGGAGGGAGUUGGAACUGGAAUGGAACGGAACUCAACCCAACCUAGGCUGGCUGUUAGCCUGUUCUGUCCUGUACAUGUGUGGUACUUACUAGUGAAUUAGCAGCAUGACCAUAGUAUGGAGAAGAAGCAUGCGUCACUGCAGUGUGAGUAUCCCAGUGUCCCCGGCUUGGAGAGGAAGUUGACGUCAGCAGCAGGUCUUGCGUAGCCUGGUGGUGUGAGGUGAUCCCCCUUCUAGGAAUGCCCAUCAGUUCAGGGCUUAUGGGAGAAUAAGAGUAGAGGUAUCAAGGUAUAUCAUUAAGACCAUGAUAUCAAGGUGCCACCAAAUUCAGUUUCGUAGGGCUACAUUUUUGCCCCCUCCCCAUACUGGAUACUUUUUUCAUUAUACAGGCUACUUCAGAUUUUCAGGAACACACUGAUCAUUAUAGCAUGAUAGAUAUGUAUUUUUAUAUUUUCUUCCAGGAGGCGUCGAAGGCAGUGCAGCCCCAGCUCCUGGGUCGUAUCAUUGGCUCGUUCGACCCCAUCCAUGCCCAGGAGCGGGAGCAGGGCUACUACCUGGCCCUGGGUCUCAGUCUUCUCUUCAUCACUCGGUUCCUGCUCCUGCAGCCAGCCAUCUUUGGACUGCACCACCUGGGCAUGCAGAUACGCAUCGCUCUCUUCAGCCUCAUCUAUAAGAAGGUGCAUGUGGGGGAGAAGUGAUGUGUGUGUGUGUGUGUGGGGGGGGGGGGGGGGGGGAGUGGUGUGUGUUUGUGUGCAUCUGACAUACCACCACCUUGGCAUACAUGCAGAUCCACAUCACCCUCUUCGGUGUAGCCACACUCUAGUGUGAGGGUCAGCUGUGUGGCUGCUACACCCAGCAGCAUCUCCUGUGUCACGUUUUCAACCCUUUGUGUCCAUCCUAACCCCUGACCUUUCAACCCUUUGUGUCCGUCCUAACCCCCAAGACUCUGAAGCUGUCCAGCCGGGUCCUGGACAAGAUCAGCACAGGUCAGCUGGUCAGCCUGAUGUCUGCCCACCUCAACAAGCUGGAUGAGGUAAGAACCACCCAACUCAUCUGCUGUACUAACCCUAACCUCAACAAGAUGGAUGAGAACUAAGGACCCAAAUAAUCUACUUGACCUGAACAAAAAUAUAAAAACGCAACGUGGCUGGUCUCAGAUGAUCCCGCAGGUGAAGAAGCCGGAUGUGGAGGUCCUAGGCUGGCGUUGUUACAAGUGGUCUGCAGUUGUGAGGCCGGUUGGACGUACUGCCAAAUUCUCUAAAAUGACGUUGGAGGUGGCUUAUGUUAAAGAAAUUAACAUUAAAUUCUCUGGCAACAGCUCUGGUGGACAUUCCUGCAGCCAGCUUGCCAAAUUGAAUGCCUCCCUGCUCCCUCAACAAACUUGAUACAUCUGUGGCAAUUGUGUUAUGGGACAACAACGUCACAUUUUAGAGUGGCCUUUUAUUGUCCCCAGCAUCAGCGUGCACAUGUGUAAUGAUCAUGCUGUUUAAUCAGCUUCUAGCCACACCUGUCAGUGUGAUUAUUGCAAAGGAGAAAUCACAACAGGGAUGUAACAAAUGUCACAGAGAAAUGAGCUUUUGGCUAUGAUGAGGAUCUUUAUGCCCUUGAAACUGGGACAACAUUUACUGGCGUUUUAAAUGAACAAAAUAUACAAAGUUAAGUGAUUUUCAUGAGCUGAAAUAAAGAUCCAGAAUGUUCCUAUACCACAAAAGUUAUUUCUCUCAAAUUUGUGCACAAUUUGUUACUCCUGGUGAGAUGUCCAAGAUAUCACCCACUGGGUGUGCAUGUCUAAUCAGAAGGUCAGAGAGAGUAACUUUGGUCUGAAUGACGUUCUAUCGAAGACUUACGUCCAUAGGGGACACCACCGUUGAGUGAAAUGGAGGAGGACAGGACGGGUGAUAGAAUAGCCAUUUGGAGCGGGAAUAGGUGGCCAUGGGGCAGUGACGGGCCACACGUAGUCAGGCCGGGGAUUUAAAUCAUUGUUGUGUCGUCAUCCAAACACCCCACUACUAGCUGUACUCCCAGGAAUAUCUCCCAAUUUAACUACUGUAUGUGGUAGGGUAAAUCCAUUUGAAUUCAAUCACUUUUUGACAGCAUCCCUUUGGAUUUAAACAAAACUUUCCAUAUGUUCGCCCAUGGAAGAAGUGGUCAGAAAGUGACUUUUUUGACAUUUUGCAUACCCCACCAUACCAUGAGACAUCCAUGUCUUCAUCACUGGAAAAUAAACAGUUGAAUUUGAUAUAAUUUAAAAGCUUACAAACACUGUUGUGUUCCUGCAUGUCUCUUCAUACAUUCAUGUGUGUUGCAGAGCCUUGGCCUGGCCCACUUUGUGUGGAUCACCCCUCUGCAGUGUAUCCUGUGUGUGGGUUUGAUCUGGGAGCUGAUAGAGGUGAAUGGUUUCUGUGCCCUGGCUGCCCUCACCCUGCUGGGCAUUGUGCAGGCCUGCCUCUCACAGAAGAUUGGGCCUCACAGGUGGGUACUGGACUAACAUUCUACCGCUAAUAACCAACAGUGCAUCGUUAAAUGUGCAUCAAUUGACACAAAAUAGAAAGGAAAAUGUAAACAAAAUGGUGGGUUAAGGGGAAAUGGGAAAAAUAAAAUUAAAAUAUAUACCCACAACCUUAUUCCACUACUUUAACCCGAUCUGACCCUACCCCAGGCCAACGACCAGUGUGGACGGGACACUACCACUCAACACACCCUGUAACUCUUCUAAAGUCAAAUCUUGUACCCCCAAGUACUUCUCUGCAGCUGCCACCACAUCAUCUAUUUUCUGUGACUUAUGUUCCAUCUCUGCGGUACAGUUGAUAACCAUUGCUAUUGAAUGAUAAGAAGCCAACCUUACUGAAACGUAUCAUUCAUUGGCCUAUCCCUCUGUUCUAGCACAGAUCUACUAUUCACAGGGAUCCUCUCAGAAUCCCUCACCCUUGAUCCAUCCUCCUCUACUUUCUUCACUGCCUCAGCAUAUGACAUCUUCUGCACUACUCUGACUCUAGCCACCUCAACCUGCCUCUCUCGCACCGGACACCUCUGAUCCCCAGCAACAUGGGCACCCCUACAGUUGACAACUUUUUCCAUCAAAACUACACAUUCCUCUGUCCCAUGUCCUUCUGCACACUUCCCACAUCUUGGAAUCUCCCUCCUACACACUGCUGUGACAUGGCCAUAAACGUGACACGUAUAACACCACAGUGUAUUCGGCACAAAAACUGUUUGAUCCAGGAAUAAAUCUUGUUAAUUAACAUGCAGACCCAUCAAGUUUGGAUGUUUAUGCUCAGCCAUCUCUCUGAACUUGGAAAUUCAUUUUAUCAUCUUGUGUGUGUAUGUGUGCGUAAGUACAUGUGUCUUAUUCUGUGUGUGUGUGUGUGUGUGUGUGUGUGUGUGUGUGUGUGUGUGUUUGUGUGUGUUGGGGGGGGGGGGGGGGUCCUAUAAUCAGGCAGAAAAGAGCAGGGAUGAUCAGUCGUCGUCUUGCUCUGACCUCAGAGAUCGUAGAGAACAUCCACUCAGUGAAGGCCUACGGCUGGGAGGAGGUGAUGGAGACCAUCAUCAAGAACAUCAGACAGUAAGACAACACACAAAACCCUCCAUAACCUAACUACAACCUAAUACUGUUCAUCAGGGGUGUCGUACUCAUUCCAUGGCGGCCGAGUGUCUGCAGGUUUUCGGUUUUUCCUUUCAAUUAAGACCUAGACAACCAGGUGAGGGGAGUUCCUUACUAAUUAGUGACCUUAAUUCAUCAAUCAAGUAAAAGGGUGGAACAAAAACCUGCAGACACUCGGCCCUCCGUGGAAAAAAAUCACGACAGCUGUGAUGGAAACAGGAAGGUUCGGUACAAUUUUAUAAAACCCGACAGAUAAUUUGUUCGUUCGACAUGGUGGGAUCUUUUUGUGUCAGUAAAAUGUAUUAUGCGAGAAAUGGCAGUGGAAAUGGAAGUGAUAUAAUAACCAUCAUAUCGAAGUAAACUUGGAGUCACGCGAAGACAUGGUGUGUGGUCCUCCCACUAAUCCUUGCAGUUUACAGGCUACAGAUGAAAUAGGUUAUGAGGAACUUCACAGGGUGGUGAAAGUGCACCGUAUGAGCUUGAUACUCCUUUACAAUAAAUGUCAAGGGUCUUAUUCUGGCGACAUGAUGGUAGAUGCUUGACUGCCAUUUAACAAAUAAAAAUAAUUGAGCUCUUUUGUCCAUAAUAAUCUCAUUAUAUAGGCUCUACCCGCCCUGUAUCUGCGAGCUGUUGGCUAAAGCGCACGUGCCAAUACCAGAGUGGGGCACACUAUUUACCGUGCGUUUUUAGAUGAAAUCUUGGAGGCACACAAAAUUUAAUAGUGAAUCCAGCGAAGUCACUACACAACCAACACAACAACACUAACAAGACUCUACGUGACCUGUAGGCUAUCUGUCCCAACAGCAGAGCUUCUUUUCGCGGAAUCAUUACCACUUCUACUGGCAUCAGCGGGCAAACAGUUCAUCUGCCAAGCAUUCUCAGCCUCAUUUACUGCCUUUUUAAAAAACAUAGCUGAUAUGGCUGACUUACUUAAACAAAUGUGGUUUCUACUUACAUUUGAGAUGUACAAACUCUGGCAUAAGGGAGCGAUGAGCGGAAAUCCGUAAUUUAGAUUAAGACAAAUGAGAGAGUAGACUGACGUAGUUAAAUAAAUAUUGCACGCAGCACUUUUGAAAUACUCAGAGUGGCCGACACAAGGAGUCGCUUAGAGGGCGAUGAGCAAGUAAAGCCCCCCCCAGCCAAACCCAUCCUGAAACCCGGAUGACACGGGGCCAAUUGUUUGCCACCACCACGGAAUCCGGUUCACAGCCAGUUGUGACACAGGCUGGGAUCGAACCCGGGUCUGUAGUGACGCCUCAAGUGCCUUAGACCGCUGCGCCGCUCAGGUGGCCGGAUGGGCACUUCUAUUGUAAAUCUAUGUCAGCACCCAAGAGGGCUACAAGGCCCUCCCCCGCCCUCCCUUCGGCAAAUCAGAUCACAAGUUCAUUCUGCUCCUCCCUUCCUAUAGGCAGAAACUCAAAGAGGAAGUCCCCGUCCUAAGGUCUAUUCAACAUUGGUCUGACCAACCGGAAUCCAUGCUUCAAGAUUGUUUCGAUGACGGUUUGCCACUGUAUGUAACGCAACAUUGUUUGUGAGAAAACCAUCAGUAGAUGGGAAACCCAUUUACUUGUAUUUUUUAUUCGGUACAUGGGAAUUUAACCGCAAAAGGUAUUUUUAUGUGCACUACGUCAUCACGCACAGCCUUUUAUCUGCAACAAGUCAAUUUGAUGGAAACACAUCUCUGGUGGGAAAAUGUGCAUAUUGUUUUUAUGUCGAUUUUUGCAUAUUCAAAAUUAAAAUCUGUCGGCAAUUGGAUGGAAACCUAGCUACUGUGGGCAUGUUUGCAGGGGAAAAGAUGGGCUUAUUUCAGGCAAAGUGAAGGCUGCCCUCACCAUAAAUGCACUGCCCACACUGGGAAAAUCCACGUUGGCCCCCAAGGCAUUUUCCCAGUGUGGCCCAGUGUGGGCAGGGAAUUUCUGGUGAGGGCAGCCUUCACUUUGCCUGAAAUAAGCCCAUGAGCCAAUGAGCAAAGGUGCAUUGGCACAAUAUUGGCAGCGUACUUGGGACCAAUAUUUUAGCAUGCAUUGGGCCCACAUUGUGCCAAUGUGGACAUGUUUGCUGGUAACAAUCCGAGAACUAUGGGGAAAGUGGUCAUGCUUUUGACUUAACGCAGGGAUGGGCAACUCCAGUCCUCGGAUGAUGGAAUGAUGUCACAUCUUUUCACCAUCCCUAGCAAACACAGCUGAUUAAACUAAUUGCAUUCUAAACUGAAGAUCACGAUUAGUUGAUUAUUGGAGUCAGGUGUGUUAACUGGGGCUGGGGAAAAAGUGUGACACAAAUCAGGCACCUGAGGACUGGAAUUGCCCAUCCCUCCUCUAAUGUAUAACUCCAAUACUCUGAGGUGAAAAGUCAUGGUAGGAACACUAUCCCAUCCACCAGAGAUCUUCUGGGGGAAAAAAACAUGAAUUAAUGAGAUUCCCAUCAAGAUAAUUUCACUUAAAUUCCAUUAAAUAUGACCCGAAGCUCAAAGGAUGGAUUCAUUGCCAUCUAUGAUCAUGACAUUCACAAACAAAGCCAAUCAGAGAAACACUCCUGCAUUGUGUAGUCCAGCCAAUGAAUGGACAAUCCCUGAGUCAAUUGCCAAUGUUCAAUGUUUAAUCCCUGUCUGAUUUGCUGAUUUAGGCCUAAAUGCAUAAUUAGAUUUCCCUGUUGAUGUCUGUCCACCUAUUGAUGCCGCUGCGUCAAGACCGUUGACAGGACAUCUUGUGACCUUGGCUUCCUUGUCUAGGCAACAUUUGGCUUAAACUAUGUUUUUUCAAUGAGAAAACCAAAUAAUUCCAAUGUACUGCAUUUACAGUGGCUUGUGAAAGUAUUCACCCCCCUUGGCAUUUUUCCUAUUUUGUUGCCUUACAACCUGGAAUUAAAAUGGAUUUUUUGGGGGGUUUGUAUCAUUUGAUUUACACAACAUGCCUACCACUUUGAAGAUGCAAAAUAUUUUUUAUUGUGAAACAAACAAGAAAUAAUAAAUAAUAAAAUAAAAACUUGAGCGUGCAUACCUAUUCACCCCCCCCAAAGUCAAUACUUUGUAGAGCCACCUUUUGCAGCAAUUACAGCUGCAAGUCUCCUGGGGUAUGUUUCUAUAAGCUUGGCACAUCUAGCCACUGGGAUUUUUUCCCAUUCUUCAAGGCAAAACUGCUCCAGCUCCUUCAAGUUGAAUGGGUUCCGCUGGUGUACAGCAAUCUUUAAGUCAUACCACAGAUUCUCAAUUGGAUUGAGGUCUGGGCUUUGACUAGGCCAUUUCAAGACAUUUAAAUGUUUCCCCUUAAACCACUCGUGUGUUGCUUUAGCAGUAUGCUUAGGGUCAUUGUCCUGCUGGAAGGUGAACCUCUGUCCCAGUCUCAAAUCUCUGGAAGACUGAAACAGGUUUCCCUCAAGAAUUUCCCUGUAUUUAGCUCCAUCCAUCAUUCCUUAAAUUCUGACCAGUUUCCCAGUCCCUGCCGAUGAAAAACAUCCCCACAGCAUGAUGCUGCCACCACCAUGCUUCACUGUGGGGAUGGUGUUCUCGGGGUGAUGAGAGGUGUUGUGUUUGCGCCAGACAUAGCGUUUUCCUUGAUGGCCAAAAAGCUCAAUUUUAGUCUCAUCUGACCAGAGUACCUUCUUCCAUAUGUUUGGGGAGUCUCCCACAUGCCUUUUGGCAAACACCAAACGUGUUUGCUUAUUUUUUUCUUUAAGCAAUGGCUUUUUUCUGGCCACUCUUCCGUAAAGCCCAGCUCUGUGGAGUGUACGGCUUAAAGUGGUCCUAUGGACAGAUACUCCAAUCUCCGCUGUGGAGCUUUGCAGCUCCUUCAGGGUUAUCUUUGGUCUCUUUAAUGCCUCUCUGAUUAAUGCCCUCCUUGCCUGGUCCGUGAGUUUUGGUGGGUGGUCCUCUCUUGGCAGGUUUGUUGUGGUGCCAUAUUCUUUCCAUUUUUUUAUAAUGGAUUUAAUGGUGCUCCGUGGGAUGUUCAAAGUUUGGGAUAUUUUUUUAUAACCCAACCCUGAUCUGUACUUCUCCACAACUUUGUCCCUGACCUGUUUGGAGAGCUCCUUGGUCUUCAUGGUGCCGCUUUCUUGGUGGUGCCCCUUGCUUAGUGGUGUUGCAGACUCUGGGGCCUUUCGGAACAUACACUGAGAUCAUGUGACAGAUCAUGUGACACUUAGAUUGCACACAGGUGGACUUUAUUUAACUAAUUAUGUGACUUCUGUAGGUAAUUGGUUGCACCAGAUCGUAUUUAGGGGCUUCAUAGCAAAGGUGGUGAAUACAUAUGCACGCACCACUUUUCCAUUAUUAUAAUUUUUUGAAGCAAGUUAUUUUUUUAAUUUCACUUCACCAAUGUGGACUAUUUUGUGUAUGUCCAUUACAUGAAAUCCAAAUAAAAAUCCAUUUAAAUUACAGGUUGUAAUGCAACAAAAUAGGAAAAACGCCAAGGGGGAUGAAUACUUUUGCAAGGCACUUUAUGAAUAGAACAUGAAUGAAGAUACAAAUGUAAGAGAGGUUACAUAAUAGUAAGUAUUCUAUCAAGUUAAUCCCCCCCCCCCCCCCCCCCCCCCCCCACCUCUCCCAGGGAUGAGAUGUCAUUGACGAGGAAGAUUGGUUCUCUGCGUUACUUCUACAGUGCCUCCUACUUCUUCUCUGCUAUCCUGGUCAUUGUGUCAGCCAUCGUGCCACACGCCCUCAGCAAGGUACUUUAUCCACUGGCCUCUAUAUAUUUAUAUCAAUUUUAAUUUACUUGUGAUGUCUUUUAUGUGUUGAGUAUUUGUAUUAUUUGUUUUUUACUAUGACAAAGUAUGACCAAUGAAUUUCCCCUUGGGGUUUAAUAAAGGACAUGUUCUCAUCUGUUUUACUUCAAAAUAUAGAAGUGUACCAUUUUCACAUACAGUGCAUUCGGAAAGUAUUCAGACCCCUUGACUUUUCCUACAUUUUGUUACGUUACAGCCUUAUUCUAAAAUGGAUUAAAUUCUUUGUUUUUUACUCAUCAAUCUACACAAUACCCCAUAACGACAGAUCAGAAACAGGUUUAAUUUAUUAAGAAUAAAAAAUGAAAUAUCACAUUUACAUAAGUAUUCAGACCCUUUACUCAGUACUUUGUUGAAGCAAAGCAGCGAUUACAGCCUCGAUUACAGCCUCGAGUCUUCUUGGGUAUGACGCUACAAGGUUGGCACACCUGCAUUUGGGGAGUUUCUCCUAUUCUUCUCUGCAGAUCCUCUCAAGCUCAGUCAGGUUGGAUGGGGAGCUUCACUGCACAGCUAUUUUCAGGUCUCUCCAGAGAUGUUCGAUCGGGUUCAAGUCCAGGCUCUGACAAGGCCAAUCAAGGACAUUCAAAGACUUGUCCCGAAGCCACUCCUGCGUUGUCUUGGCUGUGUGCUUAGGGUCGUUGUCCUGUUGGAAGGUGAACCUUCGCCCCAGUCUGAGAUCCUGAGCGCUCUGGAGCAAGUUUUCAUCAAGGAGCUCUCUGUGCUUUGCUCCGUUCAUCUUUGCCUUUUUCCUGACUAGUCUCCCAGUCCCUGCUGCUCAAAAACAUCCCCACAGCAUGAUGCUGCCACCACCAUGCUUCACCGUAGGGAUGGUGCCAGGUUGCCUCCAGACAUGAUGCUUGGCAUUCAGGCUAAAGAGUUCAAUCUUGGUUUCAUCAGACCAGAGAAUCUUGUUUAGGUGCCUUUUGGCAAACUCCAAGCGGGCUGUCAUGUGCCUUUUACUGAGGAGUGGCUUCCGUCUGGCCACUCUACCACGAAGGCCUGAUUGGUGGAGAGCUGCAGAGAUGGUUGUCAUUCUGGAAGGUUCUCCCAUCUCCACAGAGGAACUCCAGAGCACUGUCAGAGUGACCAUCAGGUUAUUGGUCACCUCCCUAACCAAGGCCCUUCUCCCCUGAUUGCUCAGUUUGGCCGGGCGGCCAGCUCUAGGAAGAGUCUUGGUGGUUCCAAACUUCUUCCAUUUAAGAAUGAUGGAGGCCACUGUGUUCUUGGGGACCUUCAAUGCUGAAGAAUUGUUUUGGUACCCUUCCCAGAUCUGUGCUUCGACACAAUCCUGUCUCAGAGCUCUACGGACAAUUCCUUCGACCUCAUGGCUUGGUUUUUCUCUGACAUGCACUGUCAACUAUGGGAGCUUAUAUAGACAGGUGUGUGCCUUUCCAUAUCAUGUCCAAUCAAUUGAAUUUACCACAGGUGGACUCCAAUCAAGUUGUAGAAACAUCUCAAGGAUGAUCAAUGGAAACAGGAUGCUCCUGAGCUCAAUUUUGAGUCUCAUAGCAAAGGGUCUGAAUACUUAUGUAAAUAAGAUAUUUCUGUUUUAAAUGUUUUAUAAAAAGUUCUAAAAACCUGUUUUUGCUUUGUCAUUAUGGGGUAUUGUGUGUAUAUUGAUGAGAAAAAACUAUUAUUUAAUGAAUUUUAUAAUAAGGCUGUAAUGUAACAAAAUGUGGAAAAAGUCAAGGCCUCUGAAUACUUUCCGAAUGCACUGUAUGUAGACACCGGCAUUGUGCUGGAUAUAAUGAGGUUAGAAAUCUGUGGAAUACUUCCAUUGGGGAUUAAUAAAGUACAAUCUCAAUCUGAUCUCUCCAGGGCAUUAUCCUGAGGCGGAUCUUCACCACUGCCUCCUACUGCAUGGUUCUCCGUAUGACCCUCACCAGACAGCUGCCCGGCUCCAUACAGAUGUGGUACGACACGCUGGCACUGGUCACAAAGAUAGAGGUGAGGCGGUUUUGUGUACUUGGGCAUGGGAGUAAAUGAGGGAGGGGGAAUGGGGGAAGGACAGGGGGAGGGGAGAAGGAUGGAUGGGUUCAUCUAGAUGUGGUACAGUAUGCUGGAACUUUGAGUCAUCGUCGAAGUGGGCAUUUUACUUGGGUAAAGUCUGGUAGAGGGCUGUAAUGGUUGAGAUUGGGGGAAAACAAAAUGAAGAUGUUGGAUGGAGUUGGGUUGGAGGAGCACCUGUUGUAGUCAUUGAUACUGUAUGUAAUGUACAUUUGCAUGUGGAAUGUACAGACUUGAGGAGAGGAAGUGGAGGGGAGAGAAGGUUGAUGAUAACUCUGGUUUUGUCAAUGAGCUAUGUUAGUGUCCCAGAUGGUUAUGUAAGUUCUGGUGGGUUUUUGUCCUCAUGUCUAAAGAAGACACAGGAAUUGGCUUACACAAACACACCCACUUACCCACACCAGACCUGGGUUCACAUGCAUGAGUAUUUGAGUACAUGAUUAUUUGGACUCAUCUUCUCAGUCCAACAUCUGGAAUCCAAAACACGCGCAGCCCCCCUCCCCACCCCAACUGCACCCCAAGACACACACAUGCCCUUCAUACCACCUUGCCAUAAGGCCCAUCAAGAAAUAGACAGAGACAGACAUACAUGCCAUCCUCAGCCAAAAAGGCUAUAUUAGGGUCACAGUAUAGUUGUUGUAUCAAUCUUAUCAGUAAUUCCUCUCUGUCUCCUGAACAUACUGUCUAUUCUGUCUUUAAACUGAACAGGACACUACAGUAGGACAACACAAGCUUUGCAUUCUUCUUACACUACUGUUUAUAUUCAUACCCAGAGGAAGAGUGUGUGUGUGUGUGUGUGUGUGUGUCUGUGUCUGUGUCUGUGUCUGUGUCUGUUUCUGUGUGUGUCUGUGUCUGUGUGUGUGUCUGUGUCUGUGUCUGUGUCUGUUUCUGUGUGUGUCUGUGUCUGUGUCUGUGUGUGUGCUUGCAUGAGCGUGUGUGUAUUGACCUAACUUGUUGUUGCCAAGAUAAUGUUCUUCUUUUGUUGUCUAUCCUGUAGGAGUACCUCUGCAAAGAGGAGUACAAAGUAUUGGAGUACAACCUGACCACCACUGAGAUAGAGUUGGUGAACGUGACCGCCUCCUGGGAUGAAGUAUGUAUGUUUGUGUGUGUGUGUGUGUGUGUGUGUGUGUGUGUGUGUGAGCGUGUGCGUGUGCGUGCGUGUGUAUGUAUUCUAUUCUUCCUGAGAAUGAUCCUACAACUGUGUAGGAAAAAGGCAAUUCAUUACCACAUAAUAACAUUAUCAGUUUGAAAUGUCACAGGCAGUAUUUUUCAUUUUAUUUAUGCAUUUUAUGACCAUCCCAAGUAGGCAGAAAAUAAUUUGUGUUCAGACACUUUGUGCACUAAUUUAGAUAAGCAACAGCAAUGCUAUGCUAGAUUGUCACACCCUGGUUCUGGGACUCAUUAUGUUGAGCCAGGGUGUGUGCAUUCUAUGUGUUCAUGUUCUAUGUUGGGUGUCUAGGUUGUCGAUGUCUAUGUUUGUAUUGAGUGACUCCCAAUCGGAGGUAACGAGUGUCAGCUGUCGGCUCGUUAUCUCUGAUUGGGAGCCAUAUUUAAACUGUGUGUCUUCACCUUGUGUUUGUGGGUUUUUGUUCCGUGUUGGUUUGUUUUUGUAACCAAGGACGUCACGUUUCGUUGUUUUGAUCGUGUGAUCUUGAUAAAAUAAAUAUGUUUGCUUUCAACGCUGCGCCUUGGUCCUCUCCCUCCUUAGACGAUCGUGACAGAAGAAACCACCAUAACAGGACCAAGCAGCGUGAAGAAGAGAGAGGAUGGACUUGGGAGCAGUUGAGUAGGAGUCUCGACUGGGCCAAGCCAAGAGAAGAGGAGAGAGGUUGGACUUUGGAGCAGUGGGGUGAGAGUCUGGCGAGAACGAUGGAGGCCUGGUCCACGAAGAGGAGAGAACCCCAGAACAUUUUUAGGGGGGGGCUCACGACGUCGGACCAGCAGGAGGCCGCGAUAGAGCGGUCCAGUGGGUUGCCGGAGGAGGCCGCCGGGUUACGGGGGCCACUGGUUGAAGAGGGGAUGGAGGAAGUAGAGGCACGGCGAGAGGUACUGGCGUGUGUUGCCAGUCCGGUCCGGCCCGUUCCAGAUCCCGGUGUAGGGCCAGUGGUGUGUGUCCCCAGUACAGUCCGGCCCAUCCAAGCUCCCCGCACCAAGCCAGUGGUGUGCGUCGUCAGCCCUGUCCGGCCCGUUCCUGCUCUCCGCGCCAAGUCUGUGGUGCGCGUCGCCAGCCCUGUCAGGCCCGUGCCUGCUCUCCGCACCAAGUCUAUGGUGCGUUUCGUCAGCCCUGUCCGGCCCGUUCCUGCUCUCCGCACCAGGUCUGUGGUGCGCGUCGCCAGCCCAGUCCGGCCCAUCCAAGCUCCCCGCACCAGGUCAGUGGUGCGCGUCGCCAGCCCUGUCCGGCCCGUGCCUGCUCUCCGCACCAAGUCUAUGGUGCGUUUCGUCAGCCCUGUCCGGCCCGUUCCUGCUCUCCGCACCAAGUCUGUGGUGCGCGUCGCCAGCCCAGUCCGGCCCAUCCAAGCUCCCCGCACCAGGUCAGUGGUGCGCGUCGUCAGCCCGGUCCGGCUCAGUCCUGCUCCCCGCACCAAGUCAGGGGUGCGCUUCGUCAGCCCGGUCCGGCCCGUUCCUCCUCCACGCAUCAAGCCAGGGGUGUGCGUCGCCAGCCCAGCCCGGCCUGUUCCUGCUUCUCGCAUCAAGCCCACGGUGUGCGUCGCCAGUCCAGCCCGGCCGGUUCCUGCUCCACGUACUAAGCCUACGGUGUACGUCGCCAGCCCAGCCCGGCCUGUUCCUGCUUCUCGCAUCAAGCCUACGGUGUGCGUCGCCAGCCCAGCCCGGCCUGUUCCUGCUCCACGCACAGAACCUACGGUGUGCGUCGCCAGCCCAGCCCGGCCUGUUCCUGCUCCACGCACUAAACCUACGGUGCGCGUCGCCAGCCCGGUCCAGCCUGUUCCUGCCACCCGCACCAAGUCUACGGUGCGCGUCGCCAGCCCGACCCGGCCUGUUCCUGCCACUCGCACCAAACCUACGGUGCGCGUCGCCAGCCCGGUCCGGCCUGUUCCUGCCACCCGCACCAAGUCUACGGUGCGCGUCGCCAGCCCGACCCGGCCUGUUCCUGCCACUCGCACCAAACCUACGGUGCGCGUCGCCAGCCCGGUCCGGCCUGUUCCUGCCACCCGCACCAAGUCUACGGUGUGCGUCGCCAGCCCGACCCGGCCUGUUCCUGCCACUCGCACCAAACCUACGGUGCGCGUCGCCAGCCCGACCCGGCCUGUUCCUGCCACUCGCACCAAACCUACGGUGCGCGUCGCCAGCCCGGUCCGGCCUGUUCCUGCCACUCGCACUAAGCCAGGGGUGCGAGAAGUCAGCCUGGUAAGGCCCGUUCCUCCUCCACGCACCAAGCCUACGGGGUGCGUCGUCAGCCCUGUCCGGCUCGUUCCUGCUCUCCGCACCAGGUCUGUGGUGCGCGUCGCCAGCCCAUUCCGGUCCAUUCCUGUUCCACGCACCAAGCCAGGGGCGCGUGUCGUCAGCCUGGUAAGGCCCGUUCCUCCUCCACGCACCAGGCCAGGGGUGCGAGUCGACAGACUGGACCAGGGGCGCAUUGGGGGGUGUAUUGUAGGGUGGUGGUCAAGGCCGGAGCCAGAACCGCCACCGAGGAGGUAUGCCCGCCCAGCCCUCCCCUGUUUGGGGUUUUUGAGGCGCGGUCGCAGUCCGCGCCUUUAGGGGGGGGGUACUGUCACACCCUGGUUCUGGGACUCAUUAUGUUGAGCCAGGGUGUGUGCAUUCUAUGUGUUCAUGUUCUAUGUUGGGUGUCUAGGUUGUCGAUGUCUAUGUUUGUAUUGAGUGACUCCCAAUCGGAGGUAACGAGUGUCAGCUGUCGGCUCGUUAUCUCUGAUUGGGAGCCAUAUUUAAACUGUGUGUCUUCACCUUGUGUUUGUGGGUUUUUGUUCCGUGUUGGUUUGUUUUUGUAACCAAGGACGUCACGUUUCGUUGUUUUGAUCGUGUGAUCUUGAUAAAAUAAAUAUGUUUGCUUUCAACGCUGCGCCUUGGUCCUCUCCCUCCUUAGACGAUCGUGACAUAGAUGGUGUUAAACUAUACCAAACCCAACACAUCUCUAUGCUGGGAAAAGCACUACCCCAUAAAACGUCACCCAGGUGAAUGAUUAAACAAACCAACCAGUGACUCAACAGAGGUUACCCUUUUCUCUCCUACAGCAGGGGUUCCCAAACUUUUUCACUCAAGCUUCUCCUAUUUCUCAGUGAUUCCCAGAAACUUCAAAGAAUUUCUCGGCCGGAUAGCUGACGCAUUUCAGCAUAAAGCCUUCAUCAUAGCAUUUUCUCACCAAUCUGUUUUCCCCUUUAUGCCCAAUUAGUAUUCCUAAUACAACCAGAGCUGUGCGCACGUGAGCUCACUCUUUCAGACAAGCUGGUCUAGUCAUAUUGUAUGAGAGAAAAUUCAAUGUAAUAUAAAGCUCUUUCUCACCCUCUCUCUCACUCCCCCUUCUCUCUUUCGCACCCUACUCUCUUCCCCCUCUCCAGGGUAUCGGGGAGCUCUUUGAGAAGAUCAAGAAGGAGAACAAGGCUAACGGCCACCCUAACGGUGACGCAGGGCUGUUCUUCACUAACCUGUAUGUCACACCCGUCCUCAAGAACAUCAGCCUGUACCUAGAGAAGGGCAAGAUGCUGGCCGUGGCUGGAUCCACCGGCUCUGGAAAGGUACCGCUACCACUCACUGUCUGGGAACACUGGGGUGGACGGACGAGGUCUGGGCCUUUGUUUAUUUGAUUAGACAGGAACAAUGUACAUGAAUCAACAUUUCUGUAAAUGUGCCAACUGUAGUCCCUGUAACGGCCCUGCUACACUACAGCCACCGGGCGUCCGGCUUUGCCAUUGAGGGAAUGCUUCCUUUUAAAUUGAUGAAAGGUGCUAUACUGCUUGAGUUGCGUCGCGUCUAAUGGCAGUGUCCAAGCUCAAGAAUCGCAGAGGUUCAAUGAUAAAAUGAUAAAAAAGUUGAUUUGGGUUGGUUUCUGUGUAGCAGGUAGAACGUCACAACAGAGUGUGCACUUUGAUGUAAUGUAGCUGAAGUGUGAUUCUCAUAUCUCGCAAUGUCAUAAUGUUUUUCAAUAUGUCUCACUUUACUAAGGAUCCACAGGCUCAGGAAAGGUAUUGGACCACUCACUGUCUGGGAACAAUCACUGGGGUGGACGGAGUGUGGGGUGUGGGCUCCUCAUGUCUCAAUGGGUCAUAUUGUGUCUUAAUAAUAUUAUUGAGACACAGGAGGUUGGUGGCACCAGUUUUGACUGGGCUGAGCGGGGACUGUGCUUCCGCAGAGGUAGGGGGGCCAGCAGGCCAGAGGUGGAUGAACGCAAUGCCCUCGUUUGGGUGUAGGGACUGAUCAGAGCCUGAAGGUACGGAGGUGCCGUUCCUCUCACAGCUCUGUAGGCAAGCACCAUGGUCUUGUAGCAGAUGCAGGCUUCAACUGGAAGCCAGUGGAGUGUGCGGAGGAGCGGGGUGAAUUGAGAGAACUUGGGAAGGUUGAACACCAGACGGUCUGCAGCGUUCUGGAUGAGUUGUAGGGGUUUAAUGGCACAGGCAGGGAGCCCAGCCAACAGUGAGUUGCAGUAGUCCAGACGGGAGAUGACAAGUGCCUGGAUUAGGACCUGUGCCGCUUCCUGUGUAAGGUAGGGUCAUACUCUGUGAAUGUUGUAGAGCAUGAACCUACAGGAUCGGGUCACCGCUUUGAUGUUAGCGGAGAACGACAGGGUGUUGUCCAGGGUCACACCAAGGUUCUUUGCACUCUGGGGGGAGGACACAACGGAGUUGUCAACCGUGAUGGCGAGAUCAUGGAGCGGGCAGUCCUUCCCCGGGAGGAAGAGCAGCUCCGUCUUGCCGAGGUUCAGCUUGAGGUGGUGAUCCGUCAUCCACACUGAUAUGUCUGCCAGACAUGCAGAGAUGCGAUUCGCCACCUGGUUAUCAGAAGGGGGAAAGGAGAAGAUUAAUUGUGUGUCGUCUGCGUAGCAAUGAUAGGAGAGACCAUGUGAGGAUAUGACAGAGCCAAAUGACUUGGUGUAUAGAGAGAAUAGGAGAGGGCCUAGAACUGAGCCCUGGGGGACACCAGUAGUGAGAGCACGUGGUGCGGUUACAGAUUCUCGCCACCCCACCUGUUAGGAGCGACCUGUGAGGUAGGACGCAAUCCAAGAGUGAGUCGCGCCGGAGAUGCCCAACUCGGAGAGGGUGGAGAGGAGGAUCUGAUGGUUCACAGUAUCAAAGGCAGCAGAUAGGUCUAGAAGGAUGAGAGCAGAGUACUUCCAUUCAGCCACAAGAGCAUUAGUGAGGUCAGGCACUGACGUUGGGCGAUUAGGCCUGGCUCGCAGUCGGCGUUCCAAUUCAUCCCAAAAGUGUUAGAUGGGGUUGAGGUCAGGGCUCUGUGCAUUCAAGUUCAUCCACACCAAUCUCGACAAACCAUUUCUGUAUGGACCUCGCUUUGUGCAUGGGGACAUUGUCAUGCUGAAACAUGAAAGGGCCUUCCCCAAACUGUUGCACAUAUAUGGAAGCACUGUUGCCACAAAGUUGGAAGCACACUGUAGCGUUAAGAUUUCCCUUCACUUGAACUAUGGGGCCUACUCCGAACCAUAAAAAACAGCCACAGACUAUUAUUCCUCCUCCACCAAACUUUACAGUUGGCACUAUGCAUUCGGGCAGGUAGCGUUCUCCUGGCAUCCACCAAACCCAGGUUUGUCCGUUGGACUGCCAGAUGGUGAAGCGGGAUUCAUCACUACAGAGAAUGCGUUUCCACUGCUCCAGAGUCCAAUGGAGGCGAGCUUAGCAGACGCUUGGCAUUGCGCAUGGUGAUCUUAGGCUUGUGUGUGGCUGCUCGACCAUGGAAACCUAUUUCAUGACGCUCCCGACGAACAGUUCUUGUGCUUCCAGAGGCAGGUUUGGACUCGGUAGUGGGUGUUGCAACCGAGGACAGACGAUUUUUACUCGCUAUGCGCUUCAGCACACAGCGGUCCCAUUCUGUGAGCUUGUGUGGCCUACCACUUCGUGAUUGAGCCGUUGUUGCUCCUAGACGUUUCCACUUCACAAUAACAGCCCUUUUAUUUGACCGGGGCAGCUCUAGCAGGGCAGAAAUUUUAUGAACUGAGUUGUUGGAAAGGUGGCAUCCUAUGACGGUGCCACGUUGAAAGUCACUGAGCUCUUCAGUAAGGCCAUUCUACUGCCAAUGUUUGUCUAUGGAGAUUGCAUGGCUGUGUGCUCGAUUUUAUACACCUGUCAGCAACAGGUGUGGCUGGAAUAGCUGAAUCCACUAAUUUGAAGGGGUGUCCACAUACUUCUGUAUAUAUAGUGUACAUCAAACACAUGAUUCUCCUUUCCGGGCAUUAUUAUGAGCCGUCCUCCCCUCAGCAGCCUCCUGUAUAUUGAGAUCAGUGGAGGCUGCUGAGGGGAGGACGGCUCAUAAUAAUGGCUGGAACGGAGCAAAUGGAAAGGCAUCAAACGGAAAGGCAUCAAACACAUGGAAACCAUUUUUUUGAUGUAUUGGAUACCAUUCCACUGAUUCCGCUCCAGCCUCCCCAAUUAAGGUGCCACUAACCUCCUGUGAUUGAGAUAUAUUACAUAUUGAGACAAAGUGAGGGACUUAAUAUUAUCAAUAUCUCACUUUGUGUCAAUGCCUCAAUUUCACCUCUACUGGUGGUAUAAAGUGCAGUCAGUCCGAGGUUUGGAGAUGAGUGUCUGCCUCUCUACAUUCAAACAGUUACACGCCACCCCUUCCCUGGUGAGCUGAAGGGAAUAGCAUAUAAUAGAAUACAUUAUUAUUCCUCUCUCUCCAGGGCAUAAUUUUGUACAUACACUACCAGUCAAAAGUUUGGACACACCUACUCAUUCCAGGGUUUUUCUUUAUUUUUACUAUUUUCUACAUUGUAGAACAAUAGUGAAGACAUCAGAACUAUGAAAUAACACAUAUGGAAUCAUGUAGUAACCAAAAAAGUGUUAAACAAAUCAAAAUACAUUUUAUAUUUGAGAUCCUUCAAAUAGCCACCAUUUGCCUUGAUGGCAGCUUUGCACACUCUUACUGUAGAUUAAGGAUGCACAUAUACUGUAUCUCUCCCCUCUCUGCAUAUUUGUACUCCAUAGUGUUCAGAGGUGUUCUGACAUUUCUUCCCUUUAUAACAGGAUUAACACACACUACCAAGCUUAUCUCCUUUGUGGUGCUGGGAAUUACUCCCCCAAAAAUCAACAUUGUAGAUGAAAAAAAAAGAACUCCUGCACACACGAUUUUACCCCCUCACAUUUAUUGUGCUCAACGCCCCCCCAGAGUUCCCUGCUGAUGAUGAUCCUGGGGGAGCUGGUCCCAUCGGAGGGGAAGAUCAGACACAGUGGGCGGAUCUCCUUCUCCCCCCAGACUGCCUGGAUCAUGCCUGGAACCAUUCGUGACAACAUCCUGUUUGGCCUGACCUACGACAAAUUCCGCUACACCUCUGUCAUUAAGGCCUGUCAGCUGGAGGAGGUACGGUGGAGUGAAAUAUGUUGUCGCUCUUUUAUAUUGUGUGUUGUCUGUUAGCUUGGUUAGAAUUAUUUUGGUCUCAGGUAUGGUAUUUGAUGUAGUUGUGUCGGAUGUUUCUUUACUUAUUUUGCAUUCCUUUGUCUUUGCUUUAUUUCCGACCGUCCAUGUGAAUUUUUUCAAAUUUUCUCCCCUCUUUUUACCUGAUGUUUUUUCUUCUACUCUCUCUAUCUCCCCCUGUUCUCUUGCUAAUCUCUCAUUCCUAACCCCAUUCUCUUCUCCUCCCUUGACUCAUAUGUUCUACCUGGCUGUCUACCCAGUAGCCUUUGUGAGGAGUUGAGAUGUUAUAUUUUACCAGUUUACACAUACACACACCCUUCCGUCCCUGUGUGGAGCCCCGCUGCCUCAGCAGGGGGGCCGUGUCACUGGAUUACUGUCCCUGACACUCCCGUUGCCAUGGACACCCCACAUUAUAUCAUUGGGACGGAAUAUCAGCUUGCUCAGUCACAAGCAUUGAUGUAGACUAGACAAGACUAGAGCAUUCAUUGUCAAUCUGUGUUUCUGUGUAUCUCUAUAUACUUAGGGUCAGUUUUUCCUGACUACGUGACCUGACCAGAAAACUCUAUACAGUAGCAUUUAUUGGUUUUACAUUUAGACCACUGAGAAGGCGUGAAAAUGAUUAGUGGCACACUGGCACCGCUCAUGCCCUGUGGUAUUGAUUAUUUGGCACAGAUCAUUUGGAUGGUGUGUUACCUGAGGCCUCUUGAGGCACUGUUUGAAAUCUGUGCCAGCCCACCCCCCAAUAAGUGCUAACUAAACAGCUACAUUGAAAAAGACUGUUACAAAAGGCAUUAUGGAACAGCUCCUUUGAUAUGCCAUUGCAACUAUAGGUGAUAGGCCUACGUGUGUUAUUGCUUGUUUUGAAGCAAACACUACUGUAUGCACCUAUUUUAACCCUUUGACACCUCACAAUGAGCACCUUUUGACCUGACCUUUCACUCUUAUGUAACUGUGUAAUGUUUACCUUUUUCCAAACUCUCAACAACUGAGUGACUUCAGAGGAGUCAUGAAUAUUCCACCUCUCAAAGAGAAUAUGACAAAAGCAAUCUGGAAUACGUGGUCUGAGACGGAGAGAAAAAAGAGACACCUGUGAGAGACAUCUGACGAAUCAGACUGUGUUUAGUGGGCUUGUGAUCAUGCUCCAGUCCCUUUUUGCCUCUCCUAGGACCAGAUAAUUAUCAUGGGUGGGCUGUUUCUUGUAAACCCCAAUCAUUUUACAUGUUAACAGUUCGUUAGCUUGUAAUCUCGGCACCCAAAACCAAGUCUUACGGUGAGAGAAUAGUUAGCUUGUAGCGCUAGCCACACAGUGACUUUUUUCAGUGUGAGACACACAAUGUGCCUUUUCUCCACUUGCUGUGUUUUACGACCUGUUAAACAACCUCUUAACUUAAUUCCCAAUGCCUUCCUUUUGGAUAGCGGAAGGUAGGAGGAUUUAUGUAUGACUAAAUUCAUUCUUUCACAUGUUGGUUUACGUGUUUCAGACGUUUGUGUUUGAGUUAGCCAAAUUAUUUAGCCAAUUAGCUUCAGCCGGCUGGUGUGCGACCGUGGUUUGACUUUGGAUAGCCUAUCUCCGUGGCUAGUUAGGGGCCAUGAAUAAUUUAUUACACAAUGUAAAUUAGACAAUAUUUUCAUGUUCACAACUUUUGGUUUUCUCCUUAAAUGUUUUCAAUAUUUGUAUAUGAAUUUCUACAAUUUAUAGUUUGUUUGAGGUUUUUAAGUCAUUGAAAUUUGGAGUUAUUGAAAUUUUAACAUUGUGUCCCAUGUACAUUGUGUUAUUUACCGAUGGUCCCUAACUAGCCCCAUAGACAAUCCAAAUUUACCACAGGCAUUAUGAUCGGGUCGCGUGCAGCUGCACUCCAAAUUGUUGAUUACUUGUGUGCUGACGGCAUGUGGGCAGGAUUGAAACAAACCCAACCUUUUACGUUGUGACUCAGUCACGACCACAAGUCUCAAAAACUAUGUUUUAUCAAAAAAACUUUGCAGUACAUUUUGACAGUAGAGUGCAUGUUUCUGACCACAUAGGCUAUUUUCUAAAUGAUAAGUAGUUUUUUAGUGGGCAUUUGUGAUGUUUUUCAUACUCCUUUCAUGUUUCAGUGUGUCUUUUUAGGUAUGUUUGAUGUGGUGGAAUUAGACUUUUGAAAUCCAACCUUUCUGCCGUAAAUACAUUUAAAAAAAAUUGUUUUAAGUAUAUAGUCCCGUGUAGCUCAGUUGGUAGAGCAUGGCGUUUGCAACGCCAGGGUUUUGGGUUCGUUUCCCACGGGGGACCAAUAUGAAAAAAAUUAAAAUAAUGUAUGCACUCACUAACUGUAAGUCGCUCUGGAUAAGAGCGUCUGCUAAAAAAAUAAGAAUAUAUAUAUGUGAUUUGAUUGCUUUGUAGCUGUAUACCAAUAUGAAAAAGGAAUUGGAUUUGCAAAACUCAGUUGUGUUACUGUCACCUACAGUACUUUAGACCAUUUUUUUACCAGGCCUCAGAUUAUUUUAUUUCACAUUUAAAUACUUGACAGAAAAACUAGGGGACGUUGAACUGAGUCUGUGCCCAGUUUCUUAUCAACCUUCUUUCAGGAGUAAUAGAUGUAAACAAACCAUUUGUUUUUAUUUUUGCAGUUGCCAUUUCAGUCUGUUAUGUCUACUAACACUGAACUUUUAUCUUUGUUUUCCCUGACACAUUUAGUUGUGCUGCUCCCCUACCUUUCAUGUAUUUGUGUGUGGGUGUGUGUCUAUGUUUCAAACAUGAAUCAAAACCUCCCCUGCUCUCCCCUCAGGAUCUGGCCCUGCUGCCGGAGAAAGACAUGACGCCCCUUAUGGAGGGAGGGGUGACCCUUAGUGGAGGUCAGAGGGCGAGGAUAGGCCUGGCCAGGUACGUACCUGUACACACACACACAAACACACCUGUCUCUCCGUUAGCGCCGGCCCGUAUGACCUGUGGCAACACUCAUUCAACACCGAAGAUAUGUGACCUACUUGCCAGAGCACUGUGGUUUAUUUUUUUGAAGUCAUUACUCGUGUUAUGGCUUGUUAAAUGUGUUCCUAUACUUACCUUCUAAAAUGUCAAUGUCAAUGGAAUGUGACAUGAUACUCUUGAAGGAAGAAUGCAUCUUGUGUUGUUUUGCCCACGAGACUGCUGUUAUGGGACAGUGUAUGCAUGAAUUGUGCAUCCUGAUUGGUCAUAAUGCCCUAUGAAAAAGAUGAUUACUACAGAAUCAAUAUAUUUGAGUUAGUUCAGCUCUUGCAACUGUAGUGUUCUAUGAUUUAAUGUGUUUUAUUUCUGGUACUUCUGCAGACUCAAACUAACUUUAUUAGGACACAUUAAAUCUUGAUGUAUAUUCCAACAUUCCGACAUAUUCAUAAUUUAUUGGUUUUAUUGUACUGGGUGUCCAUUUGCUCCCACUUAACAAAGGGCAUCAUUGUCGGUUUCGCUAUAUUGUCAUAGUAAAUGUAUCUCUUAAACUGAAUUGAAUCCCACAGGGACUUAACUUCCUCAUUUAAAAGCCUAUUUGAUUUAUUACUUACUUCCAUUUAUCCGUUUGUGUGUGUGCGUGCAUGUGUGUGUUUCUCUGUGUAUUUGUGUGUGCUAUUACAGAGCUGUGUAUAAAGACGCCGACCUCUACCUAUUGGAUUCACCUUUUACCCACCUGGACAUUGUGACUGAGAAAGAGAUCUUUGAGAGGUCUGUCUGUGGCUCAACACUGAAGCUUUCAUAUUGGCCGGGCCUGGCGGAUGGGGGAGGGUUGGGCUGGGUGGAAUGGGCUGGGUGAAUGGUUAAGGAGAGGAGAGAAGGUUAAGGUCAAGGUUGCAUCUUUCUUGUUGUCUUUGACCUAUUGAGAAAUUGGGUUAGGUGGUGAAGUGUUCCCAGGGUCGAUCAAAGGGCUUUUUGUGGAAAUGUCACUUUCUGUCUGACAUGAAUGAUCUUUGAUCUAAUUUCGGACAUUUGUGUUAUCAGCAUCUUCCCUCCCAGAAAUGAGGGCAAGCACAGGAUUGAACAGCAAUGUGAAACUUAUAAUCUCUUUCUAUUUAUUUUUCAAAGGCCUAAAGUAAAGUUUGAUCAAACUAAACAAAGGAUACAUGUGUUUUCUCUUGCCAGGUGUCUGUGUAAACUGAUGUCCUCCAAGACUCGUAUUGUGGUCACCAGUAAGCUGGACCACCUUAAGAGAGCGGACAAGAUCCUUCUGCUUCACAACGGAGUGUGUUAUUUCUACGGCUCCUUCUCCCAGCUGCAGGCCCAGAGACCAGACUUCAGCUCCCUGCUCCUGGGCCUGGAGGCCUACGAUAACAUCAACGCCGAACGCCGCAGCUCCAUCCUCACCGAGACCCUCCGACGCGUCUCCAUCGAUGAAUCUGCCAUCUUCCGUGGCCCCGAACCCAUCCACCAGUCCUUCCGCCAGCCCCCGCCACCGAUCACCUGUACCAACAAUGGCCCUCAAGCCAUCACCAUCGCCGGGGGUGACGGUCUCACAGCAGCAGAAAAACGUAAACAGUCAAUUAUCCUGAAUCCGUUAGCGCCGGCCCGUAAAUUCUCCUUCAUCGGUACGGGGCCCCAGAAAGUCCAGGCUCCUCCACCCGGGUCCACCACUAUCGAGGAUGCCGUGCGGGAGCUGUCAGAGAGGAAGUUCUCAGUGGUGCCCGAGGACGAUCAGGUGAGGCUGCUUCUCUACUUAUUUUCAUUGACUGAGGGGAGGCUUCCCGCACACAGAUUAAGCCUAGUCCUGGACAAACAAAUGCUUUCAAUGGAGAAUCUCCAUUGGGAAUACUUUUUAGUCCGGGACUAGGCUUGAUCUGUGUCUGGGAAACUGGCUCAAAGUAUUCUUAUUGUGCUGUUUUUCUACUUAUUGUUCAUUGGAUAUUUUUAUAGCUGUUUGAGAGGAGAGCUUGUAUUUUAGUAAGCAUUUCAUUGCACUGUGCACAGUACUAUGCUGUAUCCUGUGCAUAUGACAAAUCCAUUGAUUUGAUUGCAGGUGCAUCUGCUAAAUGAGGUGCGUCUGCUAAUAAGCAUCUGCUAAAUGGCAUAUAUUAUAUUAUUAUAUAUUAUAGGUUGAAGAGUCGCUGCCGCGGGGGAACCUGUACCACCACGGCCUGCAGCACCUGAGCGGGCAGCGCCGCCAGUCUGUGCUGCAGUUCAUCACCAACGCCCAGGGGCAGGGCAGGAGGGUGCAGCUUCAGACGUCCUUCAGGAAGAAGCUGUCCAUCACGCCACAGUGCGAGCUGGCCUCUGAGCUGGACAUCUACGCACGACGCCUGUCCAAAGAUAUUAUCUAUGACAUCAGCGAGGAUGUGGACGAGCAGGACAUGGAGGUAGGUUCAGUGAAGGGAGCUGGUUGGGUUCAAGGCAGGUUGGAUGUUUUCCUCUGUAACUGCUGGUCUUUAUGAGCACAUGGAGGUUAGGGUAAGGGUUAGGGUCAAGGAAUAGCCCAGGGGACAUCAUAGAAAGUGCACCAAUGUUUGAACCACCUUUUCCAAAACAACGUUUGAAUAGAAACAUUUGAAGACAAAACACAAAGAACAGCUAGGUUUGAGUAUUUCAUUUGACAUAUAUCCUUUGUCUGUUUGCAGCAAUGCUUUGCAGACGAGCGUGAGAACGUGUUUGAGACGACGUCGUGGAAUACCUACCUGCGUUACAUCUUCACCAACCGGAACCUCGUCUACGUCCUCAUCUUCAUCUUCCUCGUCUUCGCUGUAGAGGUAAAGAAACUGUAUUAAAUGAUAACAUUAGAUAAUCCCUGUCUUGGAGAUACUGUAGUGAUACUAUAUUAAACAAUAACAAUACUGUAUUAGAGGAAAUCAGAAUCACCUUUUAUGCAUGGUAUGGAUGAAUAAACAAUUUACAAUGGAUAAUGUGCAAUGGAGCGGAACUAUAUACUGUAUAUACUGUAUAUAUAUAUAUAUAUAUAUAUAUAUAUAUAUAUAUAUAUAUAUAUAUAUAUAUAUUAUAUUAUACCACACAAUUGUUGAAUACUCGUUUCUGAUUAGCUUGAAGGGCAUUCUAGAGUGUGCAUUAUUUCACUAUAAUGCACAGCAAUAUUCAAUGGCUAUGAAGUUCGUUCUUACAUGUUCUACAACAAAAAUGCAUUUUACGUACCUUUUUUUUGUAUUUUACAGAUAGAAAGAUGAAAAAAGUAUUUAUCCACAAUCUGCUAUAUCCUGGAAUGUUUUAACAAAAUGAAACCAAAAUAUUUAGACUGACUUGAUCCAGUGUACCGAAAAAUGGAUUUGCGUGAUAUGCAGAUAGGCGCAUAUUUAAUGAGAUAUCACACAAUUUGCUUAUUUUAAUAAAACAUUUCUGAAAAAUUGUAAUACUAAAAAGUAUUAUAUUUGUGUCCACAUUCAACUGGUAAAAUUUGUAAUAUGAUUAAGGGGAAGAAAAGUACCCUAUUAGAGUGUUGUGCCUGGCCUUAAAUGAUAACAAUACUGUAAUACAGGAUAUAUUCUAUAUUAACCCAUAACAACACUGUAUUAAAGAAUCCUAACCUCAACUCUAGCCUUUCUGGAAUUCUUGAGCGAGAAUACAGAGUGACGUCUGGUAGCGCGAGACUACAGCGUCCCUGUUGGAUCAUAAUUGCAUAAUUAUAUUGCCUAUUGACAAUAUAAUUACAAUGCAUGGUGCCACCCUCAGUCUAACUGUGUUUAUUGUGUGUUGUAGGUUGCUGGCUCUGUCCUGGGGAUAUUUCUUAUCACAGAGUAAGUUGUUGUUUGUUUUUUACGUGUACUGUAAUAUUCAUCACAAGGCACUAGGAUGAUCAGCCUACAAUCAAUGGUGAACAAGUAGUAUCCACCACAAGACACCAAGAUCAGCCAGAUAACAUAUAAACAGCCCAAUACAAAGUACAGUACUCAAACAAAAGACCAGUAAAAAAAAAACAUCCACUGUGGUCUCUCAGGACCUGGCCUAGAGUAGGAAAAACCAUCAUUCAGAUACGAAUGUUUGUUGUGCUUUCUUCUCUCCCUCUCAGUAAGAUCUGGACAGAGGAGGCCAACCCGUUGGCGCCUAACUACGUAGACCAACAACACUCCAACGCCUCGUCACCCGCCGUCCAACAGUCAGUCAUCGUCACGCCAACCAGCGCCUAUUACAUCAUCUACAUCUACGUGGCGACGUCGGAGAGCGUUCUGGCACUGGGGUUCUUCAGAGGCCUGCCACUGGUCCACACCUUACUGACCGUGUCCAAGAGGCUGCAUGAACAGAUGCUCACUGCUGUGCUGAGGGCCCCCAUGGCCGUACUCAACACUAUGAAGACAGGUGAGGCCCACUGCUGAAACCCCUGGCUUAACCAAUCUGCUAGAGAUACAUACGUACAUGCAUCUACCGGUAUCUGAACACAGGCUUUGAUGGCUAACUUAUCAGUCAGUUGUCUAUGUAAUCUCACAGCAUAUACAUCAGUCAGUUAGUCAGUACGACCACCACCAGUCAAUUCCUCCAUCGUUCAGCAGCAGUCAAUUCCAUGUGUGUGUUUUUCUGCCCUGUAGGUCGGAUCAUGAACAGGUUCACUAAAGACAUGGCCACCAUUGACGACAUGCUUCCUCUUGCACUGUUUGACCUCAUCCAGGUAGGUGACUGGCUGCUCUGCCAGUCUCAGUCUUUCUGAAAGAGAGUCUCUCCCAGUCUCAAUCUCUAUCUAUCUCUGUCUUUUUCAUAUUCUCUCCCUCUAGUUAAGUCUGAUCGUGCUGGGUGCCAUAUUUACUGUGUCCAUCAUGCGGCCAUACAUCUUCAUCGCCGCGAUCCCAUUGGCCGUCAUAUUCAUGGUCCUGAGGAAGUACUUCCUGCGUACAGGACAGCAGCUCAAACAACUGGAGGCUGAGGGUGAGACUGGGAGGGGGAUUGAAUGGGGCUGGGGAUGGGGCACUUUCAAAUACUGGAGGUGUGCUUGAUUUAUCUUGACUGGCAAGAAAGAUGGGCAGAGUUGAUACUUUUGGAACUAUUCCAGAAGUUACAUUGUACUGUGCAAGGAGGCGAACAAAGUAAGGGAUAUAAAAGAAAGGAGAGUGAAAACAGGAGCGGAGGAUUAGAAAGAGCGAAUGGAGAGAAGAGAUAUCACCUUUUGGAGAGAAAAGCGACUGUAGGAAGUUAUAGCAGCGGACAGCAGACUAUGAGACUACCACUGGUCUAUCGUGUCUGUCAGUGGGAAGGCAGUGCUGCCAGCAGACCAGGGGUGGCAAGUGGCACAGCACCAAGGGUAAAACAUUUACCUGAUGGACAACAACAGGGUGAAGGGAGAAGAGAAAUGGAGGGAGGAGAGGGUGGAGGCCGGAGAGGAUGCGCAGAGGAGAGAGGGCCUCUGAAGGGGAAGUGGGACUUGUUAGAGUGCGAGGUCAGCUCUCGUCCAAUGAGAUUUGAAAUCCUACAACCCUGAGUGUUUACUUAAAAUAAAUGAUUGGCGGACGGCUAUAUCUGUCCUCGGGUCCUUUAGUUAGAUGGAAAGUGGUGGCCCUUUAACAAUUGGAUACUUCCUUUCUUCUCUCCUUGGACUGACAACUGAUCUGACGUGACUGGAUAGUGGAUAAGAUAAGUAAUGGAUCUCUUGCUUGAGUUCUCCCUCACCACAACAAUUCCCAACAUUCUGAAAACAUUCCAUACAUUCCCCCUAACUUACUUGUUCCAUACAUUCCCACCUUGUUGGAUGAGAGAGAAGUGUGUGUGUGUCCAUGCCGGGACUUGGGACAUUCCGACAUUACUCCUCCUGAUCCUGUCAUUCCGAGUGUGUCGCUGAUGGCAACAACAAGGCCUUCCCGCAGCCAUAGAGAGCACGAAGGGGUCGGAGUGAAUAUUUUUUUCCUCUGGCUCCAUCCUGGCAUCGCUCUCUCACUGUCCCUCACUGAACACACACAGACUCACUGUCCCCAAAAUAACAAAACUCUCUCCCUGUCUCCAACUAGACAACUAGACAAAACACACCGUUAACCCCCUACAACAACAUUUUCCCGGGCGCCGAUGACGCAGACGUCGAUUAAGGCACCACACACCUCUCUGAUUCAGAGGUUAAAUGCGGAAGACACAUUUCAGUUGAAUGCAUUCAGUUGUACAACUGACUAGAUAUCCCCCUUUCCCUUUCCUUUCCCAAAACACACACGACUGAACAAAACACACACAUUCUUUGUUCCUUCCUGGACAAAACACACAAUCACACACACUGUCCCCAACAGGACAAAACACACAGACUCUCUCACUGUCCUCAACAGGACAAAACACACACAGACUCUCUCCCUGUCCCCUACGGACAAAACACACCCAUACACUCUCCCUGUCCCCUACAGACAAAACACACCCAGACUCUCUGUAUGCUCUUUAUUGUUGUGACACUGUAUCAAUCAAAUCAAUCAUAUUUAUUUAUAAAGCCCUUUUUAGAUCAGCAGUGUUUUCAGUGAAUUAUGUAAAUCAUGAAGCUCAUCUGCAUUUCCUACAUCUGUAAAUGAGAAACAUCAAGGUUAAUCUCAUAACAAGAGCCUUGGUUUUAUACAAGGUGGUCUGAACAAAUUCUGUAUGCUCUUUAUUGUUGUGACACUGUAUCAAUCAAAUCAAUUACAUUUAUUUAUAAAGCCCUUUUUACAUCAGCAGAUGUCACAAAGUGCUAUACAGAAACCCAGCCUAAAACCCCAAACAGCAAGCAAUGCAGAUGAAGAAGCACGGUGGCUAGGAAAAACUCCCUAGAAAGGCAGGAACCAAGGAUGAAACCUAGAGAGGAACCAGGCUCUGAGGGGUGGCCAGUCCUCUUCUGGCUGUGCCGGGUGGAGAUUAUAAGAGAACAUUGCCAUUAAGGCUAUAUUGUUCCUCAAGAUGUUCAAAUGUUCAUAGAUGACCAGCAGGGUCAAAUAAUAAUCACAGUGGUUGUAGAGGGUGCAACAGGUUAGCACCUCAGGAGUAAAUGUCAGUUGGCUUUUCAUAGCCGAGCAUUCAGAGGUCGAGACAGCAGGUGCGGUAGAGAGAGAGGGAGAGAGAGAGUGAGAGGGCGAGUUGAAAACAGCUGGUCCGGGACAAGGUAGCACUUCCGGUGAACAGGUCAAGGUUCCAUAGCCGCAGUUGAAACUGGAGCAGCAGCACGACCAGGUGGACUGGGGACAGCCAGGAGUCAUCAGGCCAGGUAGUCCUGAGGCAUGGUCCUAGGGCUCAGGUCCUCCAGGAGGGGAGAGAGAGAGGGAGAGAGAGAGAGAAUUAGAGGGAGCAUACUUAAAUUCACACUGGACACCAGAUAUAACAGACUGACCCUAGCCCCCCGGCACAUAGACUGUUGCAGGAUAGUACACUUCUGACUCUUUGUGACUCCUCACAUAAACACGCCCCUCUGAAACAGCAAACUGAUGUUUUCUAGCUUACGUGGCGUACUGUAAGUCAGGGUUGGGGCCAGGAAGUAAAUUGAAAUUCCAUCAACAAGUCCACAUCAACCAUGCAUUUUGGUCAAGAAGUACGUAGAUGUUAUGUCGGACCUCCUGUGAGUGAUUGACUAAUGCUUCUGUUUCUCUUCUCUCCGCCCUUCCUGCCUCUCUCCCUUCUUUAUCUCUCUACUUGCCUCCCCUCUUUAUCUCUCUACAUGCCUCCCCUCUUUAUCUCUCUACUUGCCUCCCCUCUUUAUCUCUCUACUUGCCUCCCCUCUUUAUCUCUCUACUUGCCUCCCCUCUUUAUCUCUCUACUUGCCUCCCCUCUUUAUCUCUCUACUUGCCUCCCCUCUUUAUCUCUCUACUUGCCUCCCCUCUUUAUCUCUCUACUUUCCUCCCCUCUUUAUCUCUCUCCCCCUUUGAUCUCUUUUUUUCUUCUUCUACUCACUCUCUUUAUAUCUCUCUUUCUCAUUCUGUCUUUCUCCCUCCUCCCAGCCCGUAGCCCUAUCUUCUCCCACCUCAUCAUCUCUCUGAAGGGCCUGUGGACCAUCCGUGCAUUUGGUCGUCAGUCCUACUUUGAAACAUUGUUCCACAAGGCCCUGAACACCCACACGGCCAUAUGGUUCCACUACCUCUCCACGCUGCGAUGGUUCCUCUUCCGCUGUGACAUCAUCUUCGUCUUCUUCUUCAGCGCCGCAGCCUUCAUCGCCGUGGGAACCAACCGUGAGUGACACACACAGACAGAUAGACGGACGGACGGACAGACAGACAGAUGCACGCACGCACACACACACACCAUUUUGACAGCUUACAAAUACGUUUGGGCACAUUGUUAGGAGAUGCAGAUUGCAUCGCAUGUACACAUAUCUACAUCAGACCUGCGUAAGUUGUUGCCUCCUUAUGGGCGAUGUACUAAACUGAAGGGUUUGAAUGAAAUGCCAGUAUGUUUGCAUGCACCCGUAGUGUUGUGACAUAGAACAUGUCUCAAUGGACCACAGUGUUUAUGUUGGGAGUGAAUUUAGAGGUAAUCAUUCACUUUCAUUAAUAUCUGUGUGUUUGUGUGUGGAUAACAUCAGGUUGCAAUGAAGUGUGCUAUUACCAGUGUGUCUGCAUGCGUGCGUGAUACUUUGUUUGUUAAUGCUAAUGUGUGUGUGUGUGUGCAUGCAAGUGUGUGUGUGUGUGUGUGACUGCUGACUGCCCAUUGAUAAUGUGUGUAUUCCACAGAGGACAAGCCUGGGGAGAUUGGCAUCAUUGUGGCCUUAGCCAUGCUCAUCCUUGGGACGUUCCAAUGGGCUGUCAUCACCAGCAUCACUGUGGACGGACUGGCAUGUACACACGCACGCACACACACACACACACACACACACACACACACACACACACACACACACACACACACACACACACAGAGUUUUGAUCAAUCAUCACUAGUAUCACGGUAGAUAGACUUGUAUUUGCAUACUACAUUACUAGUGGUCAGUCAUCAGUAACACAAGCACAUGCUCAAUGAAAUGUGAAUAUCCUUGACUUUGUAUGUGCGGGAUACUAUUUAUUUAUUGUUAGGUAAGAAUAUAGUCAGUUCUCCAGUGUGUGUGUGCGUGCAUAUGUGUUGUUGUUGAAAUGAGCUGCGUUCAGGCUCAGUGAUUCUGCUAAUCACAGUGCAGGACAUGUAGUUCUCCUAGUGUUCACAGAGAGAGAAGAAACAUUCAGUGUUAUUGCCAGACCGACUGAUACUACUGCGUGAGAAUAGAACUCAUUAACCAGGGCAAGGGAGCUCACUACUCAAACAUACCGUCACACAUAGCAGGAUAGUAGGUAACACACAUUUACUUAUUUAUUCAUUGACCUCACUUACACCUUACUCACUCACUCCCCCACCCUACACAAACACACACACACGUUCCAUGUUCCCCGGCCCCGACAGAAACAUUCACACAGAUUGUUAGUUACAGAUUGUUAGUUAUUCUCUCAUGACGUGCACAACACACAACUCCCUCCUACCUCUCUCAUCUCUCCAUCCCCUAUUCCCCCAGAUGCGAUCGGUAGACCGGGUCUUCAAGUUCAUCGACCUGCCUCAAGAGGAGCCCAGACCCAGUGGUGGUGGUAAAGGAACAGACCUGGUGAUCGACAACCCCCACGCCCAAGACUGCUGGCCCAACCAGGGCCACAUGGACGUCCAAGGACUGACCGUCAAAUACACAGAGGCCGGACGCUCCGUCCUGCAGAACCUCUCCUUCACUGUGGAAGGAGGACAGAGUGUAGGUUACAUUGGGUGGAGGGGAGUGUGUGUGUGUGUGUGUGUGUGUGUGUGUGUGUGUGUGUGUGUGUGUGUGUGUGUGUGUGUGCGUGCGUGCGUGCGUGCGUGCGUGCGUGCGUGCGUGCGUGCGUGCGUGCGUGCGUGCGUGCGUGCGUGCGUGCGUGCGUGCGUGCGUGCGUGCGUGCGUGCGUGGCUGAUGAGGGGCUGAUGCAGGGCUGACGGUCCUGCUCUCAGGCGGGCAUACAGUAUAUUAAUCUCUCAAAGUCUGUUAGGAGGCUAGAGAGACUCAGACUCUCAGUGGUGUGUCUUGAGAGGUAAUUAGGAGAGAUACAGCUCCUAGUAACGAGGCCUGAGGGAGGCUAUCUUAGUGUUAGCACUUUAGCCUAGCGCACUAGCCAUUAGCUAAAACUUCCCGCUAAUGGCCUAAUUGUCACUGACGCUCUGGCCUGAGGGAGAGUGGUUCUACACGGUGUUGUGGAAGCUACUCUGAAAAUAUAAUUUACCAAGUUACCAAUUUACUUCUCACUGAAAGAAGUUAAGAUACACUAAAGCUAUCCUUAAGAAAAAUAUAGUUGACUUAACUAAAGUUACAUAUCUAAAUCUGAAACCUCAUAGGCUAACAAUCGGAAGAACAGAUCUGGAGUCAGAUGUAAACAGAAUGUGUCAUCUAGCCUUUAAAAACACAACAACUAUGUUUCAAGUGAGAAUUAGGCAGAUCUGAUGCUGAAAAAGAAAGGAAAUUCUGGCCUACUUCACCCAUAUCUUAUAUCUUAAAGUUGUGUGUAUUUCCAGUAGUUAGCUAUGCAAAAAAAGCUAUUAACUACUGAAAACACUACCAAAAUUUGAAUUUAGUUUAACUACCACCAAGCUACUGCAAGUUAAAUUACUGGUUGAACUACAUGUAGUUCACUACUCCCCAAUACUAAUUCUACAGUAGUCUCUCAUUCCACAUUGUUGGUUUAUCAUGGUGAAAAUGCCGGCUCAAGAUCUGUUUCUACAUUUUGAUCUACAUUUUGGGGACAUAAUCUGAAUAGUGUUUUGCUGUGUGUCGGUACUGUAGGAGGGUGUUUUAACUGUGUGGAUGUUCAUUGCUUUGUGUGUAGGUGGGUGUGUUGGGGAGGACAGGCUCAGGGAAGAGCACCCUGCUCUCUGCCCUCCUGCGGCUGGCCUCUACAGAUGGAGAGAUCUCCAUUGAUGGGGUCUCCUGGAACUCUGUCACCCUACAGACCUGGAGGAAAGCCUUCGGCGUGGUGCCACAGGUAAAUACCACCCCACAACUAGACUUGGUGCUCAGAAGUUCAAUGAUAUUUGGCUGUGGAUGAAUGUUUGCCCUAAACUGAUUUGCUUGACAGAAAGUCUUCAUCCUGACUGGAACAUUUCGAAUGAACCUGGAUCCAUAUGCUCGCCACAGUGACGAGGAACUGUGGCGGGUGGCUGAGGAGGUGAGACCCAACGUUCACAUCAGUCACACUGGUCUCUGUUCUAACCCUAACCCUAGCUUCAUGUCCACAUCCCAGUUCAACCCUAACCCUCAACCACAACCCUAACUCUAGUCUUAACCACAACCCUAACCUUAUGUCCACAUCCCGGUUCAACCCUAGCUCUAGCCUCAACCACAACCCCAACCGCUCCCCUCUAUCUCUUUACUUAUCCACUCUCUAUCACUGUCCUCACCUUUCUGUCUGUCCGUCAGUCUGUCUGUACACUGCAGAGAGUCACACUGACACCUUUCCUACCAUACUGUAGUGACCUCAUUCUGACACGCUAUGCUGAUGGUAAGGUGUUGCUUUGUACGUGUGUGUGCAGCAGGGCAGUGACGGUGCCACCAUAGCCACACCAUAGUGGUGGUUGCAUAGCUAGCACAGCCAGACGAGAAACAGGAGACACAUGCAAGACUGCUUCUCUUGACUCUGUGACCACAGGUUAUGUGAUGUUGCUCUCCUAUAAAUUGCGUCAUAGAUCACAGAAUGCACAUACUGUAUUUGUUUUGGCUCCUUACAAUGAAGGUGGUAGACCUUUUCAAACGCAUAGUACUAACCUAAAAUCCACAUCAGACUGACUCAAUGUCACCUGUUUUGCCCUGCUUAUGGAGGUCCCUUGUCAACAGGGGAUACACACAUACCACAUAUCAUUCAAUGAGUCAGUACAUUUAAUUGUUUAUUUGAUUGAUUGAUUGAUUGAUUGAUUGAGAUCCUCCAUGUUUCCUGUUCUAUGUGUCCUCCAGGUGGGUCUGAAGUCAGUGAUAGAGCAGUUCCCAGACAAGCUGGACUUCCAGCUGGAGGAUGGGGGUUACGUCCUGAGUAACGGACACAAGCAGCUCAUGUGUCUGGCCCGCUCCAUCCUCAGCAAGGCCCGCAUACUACUACUGGAUGAACCCAGCGCAUACCUCGACCCCAUGUAAGAGGAGGGAGGGGAGGGAGGGAGGGAUGGAGGGAGGGAGGGAGGGAGGGAGGGGAGAGAGGACACAGAGAGAGAGAGAGACACAGAGAGAGAGAGAAGAGAGGAUGAGAGAGAGAGAGAGAGAGGAGAGAGCGAGAGAGAUGAGAGAGAGAGAUAGAGAGGAGAGGAGAGGAGAGGUAGAGGAGAAUAUCGAGAGAAGACGUCAGAUAGAUCGACCGUUCGCGCUCUGCAGGAUUGAGAGAGAGCGUCGACUAUGAUCUCGUUUUGGAGGUUGGACAUGGAAGAUAAGUGUGUGUGCCAGUGGUGGCUGGUGGCACUUUAAAUGGGGAGGACGGGCUCAUAGUAAUGGCUGGAAUGGAAUGAAUAGAAUGGUCUCCAACACAUCAAACAUGGUUUCCAUGUGUUUGAUACCAUUCCAUUCACUCCAUUCCAUUCAUUAUUAUGAGCUGUCUCCCCCUCACCAGCCUCCUCUGGUGUAUGUAUGAGGCUGCAUUUACACAGGCAGCCCAAUUCAGAUCUUUUGCCAAUUAUUUGCAUAUCUGAUACCUAUCUGAUAUUUUCACUAAUGUGUAAUCAGCCAAAAAAAACACAUGGAAUCAGAUUUCUUUCCACUAAUUGUUUUUGGCCAAUCAGGUAAGCUCUUUUGACAAUAAUUGGGCAAAAGAUCAGAAUUGGGCUGGCUGUGUAAACACAGCCUUUGACUUCCGAUUCAUUCCGCCUCCAUACAGUACGUGGAUCUGAAUCCUGAUACAAACCUGAUCUUCCAUAUGCGACCUCUGUCUGGACGCUCAAACAGAUUUGUUUGCUCUGAAGUGUUUUUUGUUGUUGCACAGGACCAGUCAUUACAAUGACAACCACCCCUCUGAGGCUACAUCCGUGUGAAUGUGCAAAUCUGAUAUGGAUCACAUGUAAAACUGAGUGUGGACAGUCAGAAAAAAAGAUUGGCUAUAGAAAGAAAAUCAGACUGGGUUCUUAUGGUGGCUGUAGAAAACACAGCCUAACAGUCUCACUGCAGGUGGUGACAAUUCCAGCACUUACUGUAAGUCUUUGUGACUGUGUGUGUUUGUGCAGUAUGUGUGUUACCACACGUAAAGACACACGUAUUUAAGCUAAAUGGUGCCUGUAAUGAGUGAAUUAGUGGUGGUUGAUGACACCGGUCUACUUCAGAGCUGCUGCUUUCAGCGUCAUCUCAGCAGGAAGUGCACAUUGGGGAAGGAGUGUGUACAUAAAAGGAGAAUGAGAGACAGCAUGUGUGUGUGUUUAUAUAUGUGUGUAUGUAGGCCUAUUGUUAAACUCUCUGGUUAAUUUAGUCUACUUUGGUUUGUGUAUGGUUGACUGAAGAACGUUGUCUAAAGGUUGUGUUUUGGUUUGUUUCUGGUUCACAGAACGCUGCAGGUCCUGAGGAAGACGCUGAAACAGUCGUUCUCCAACUGUACAGUCAUACUGUCAGAACACAGAGUGGAACCACUGCUGGAGUGCCAGUCCUUCCUGGUUAGUGCACACGCACACACCUAUCUCCCUUUAAGCAUUAGGUUUCCCCCUUUGUUAAGCUCCCAUCUCUUCCAUUAAAAUGAUUUAGAGCUCUAUUAGGAAAUACUGCAUUCACUGUAAACACUGCAGAUGUCGGCUCAAUAAGAAAUGACCUUUACACACACGCUUCAGCGAUACAGAUUGAAUAGAGCAGUGUUCCCCAACCCUGGUCCUCCAGUACCCCCAACAGUAUACAUUUUUAUUGUGACCCUGGACAAGCACACCUGAAUCAACUUGUCAACUAAUCAUCAAGCCCUCAAUGAGUUGAAUGAGGUGUGUUUGUCCAGGGCUACAAUGAAAAGGUGUACUGUUGGGGGUACUGGAGGACCAGGGUUGGGAAACACUGGACUAGAGCCCUUGGUAUUUCCCUGUUGGAAGUGAGAAUAGAGCACAAACCACCAGCUAAACAAAAUUUUUCCUCCAUUUUAGAUAGUGGAAUUCAAUUAUUCUAUCAGUGCAUCACCAUUUGUUAGCCUCACUGCAAAGAACAUUUGAUUUACAGUGUCCCAUGACUAAGGGUAUUGUGUGGGCUGUGUGUGUGUUGGUACACGCUCCCUGUAUAAGUGACCUGUGUUUGUGUUCACACAAGAAGACAGCGUGACAAUGCAGGCACAGUAACAUAAGACAUGAUGCUGGGUGUUUGACACUGGAAAAUGUUCAACAUGUCAUUCUAUCUGCAUUACACAACCUAGUGUGUCAUUUUAACCCUUCAUUGUACCAAAUUGUCAGCAGUUUUACUGUGGUUUGUAUAGGUUUGAGUGAGGUAUGAGUUGAGUUCAGAAUGAUUGUCAGCACCAUGCUCUAACCCACGGAGCUAUUGGAACCAAACAACUAAUCCCCCCCCCCAACCCUCCAGAUGAUUGAGGGCAGUUCUAUGAAGUGGUAUGACUCCAUUCAGAAGCUGAUGAACGAGACCAGCCACCUGAAGCAGGCCAUGAGUGCUGCUGAGCGCCACAAACUCUUCCCUCUGCACUGCCUCAACUCCAGCAAGCGACCCCCUCAGUCCCAGCAGCCCAAGAUCACCGCCCUGCAGGAGGAGGCUGAGGACGAUGUCCAGGAAACGCAUCUU